Molecule: messenger RNA, 681 nt
Organism: Naegleria lovaniensis
Lineage: Eukaryota; Heterolobosea; Eutetramitea; Acrasida; Naegleriidae
Exons: 1
Coding region: 1-681 (226 amino acids)
Biological process (GO): translation
Cellular component (GO): nucleus; cytosolic small ribosomal subunit
Molecular function (GO): structural constituent of ribosome; RNA binding
Source: RefSeq, a predicted model, not a curated record
AUGGUUGCCACACAAGUCAACAAGAAGAAGCACUUCGUUCAUCAAGGUAUCUUGUAUGCUGAAUUGAACGAAUUCUUAAAGAGAGAACUCGCUGAAGAUGGUUACUCUGGAGUUGAACUCAGAGCCACUGCUGCUAGAACUGAAGUCGUCAUUCGUGCUACAAGCCCACAACGUGUUGUUGGUGAUAACGGAAGAAGAUUGAAGGAAUUGACCUCUGUCAUUCAAAAGAGAUUCGGUUUCGAUGAAGGAAAGAUUGAAUUAUAUGCUGACAAUGUCAAGAAUAAGGGAUUGUCUGCCAUUGCUCAAGCUGAAGAGCUCAAGAAGAAGUUGUCUGAUGGUACUGCUGUCAGAAAGGCUUGUUAUGGUAUCUUGAGAUUCAUCAUGGACAGUGGUGCUAAGGGUGGUGCAGUCAUUGUCUCUGGUAAGCUCAGAGCUCAAAGAGCCAAGUCCAUGAAAUUCGCUGAAGGAUACAUGAUCAGAACUGGUCAACCAGUUAAGGACUACGUUGACAUUGCUGUUCGUCACGUUUACAUGAAGCAAGGUGUCUUGGGUAUUAAGGUCAAGAUUAUGCUUCCUUGGGUUGUUGGUACUGGUCCAACCAACCAAAAGCCACAACCUGACGUUGUCACUGUUCAAGAACCAAAGGAAGAUCUCACUGUCCAAGGUGUCAUCCAUGAUUAA